ACCCUAGUGCAGCGCUGUAUCAGAAGACUUCCUCUGCUAUUUUGCUCUGCUAUGGAGAUCAUCAUUUGUUUUGCGAAGAGGAGAAAUUACUAAAUGCACCAAAGUUAGGAUAAUCGUUGACAGAAUUAUUGGUCAAGAAGGUCCAACAGUAAGUAUGUUCUUUAUUUCUGAUCAGGUGUUAUUGUGUGAUUCCCCACAGUUGACGGACUGGAAAAAUGUUCUCUGGCCGACUGUGAUGUUGUGGUGGGCAGCACCCAGACUCGUCCACUGAAGCAGAAGGGGAAGAUCUCCACUAUAGGGAAGAUCUUCAAACCUUGGAAAUGGCGCAAGAAGAAAACCAGUGACAAGUUUCAGGACCUAUCCAUAGGUAUGUCUGAAGUAGCCUGGUCACAUACUGCUUCAUUAUGCUGUAGCCAACUCUUACAGUGGGGAAAAAAAGUAUUUAGUCAGCCACCAAUUGUGCAGGUUCUCCCACUUAAAAAGAAAAUCACAUUGUAGGAUUUUUAAUGAAUUUAUUUGCAAAUUAUGGUGGAAAAUAAGUAUUUGGUCACCUACAAACAAGCAAGAUUUCUGGCUCUCACAGACCUGUAACUUCUUCUUUAAGAGGCUCCUCUGUCCUCCACUCGUUACCUGUAUUAAUGGCACCUGUUUGAACUUGUUAUCAGUAUAAAAGACACCUGUCCACAACCUCAAACAGUCACACUCCAAACUCCACUAUGGCCAAGACCAAAGAGCUGUCAAAGGACACCAGAAACAAAAUUGUAGACCUGCACCAGGCUGGGAAGACUGAAUCUGCAAUAGGUAAGCAGCUUGGUUUGAAGAAAUCAACUAUGGGAGCAAUUAUUAGGAAAUGGAAGACAUACAAGACCACUGAUAAUCUCCCUCGAUCUGGGGCUCCACGCAAGAUCUCACCCCGUGGGGUCAAAAUGAUCACAAGAACGGUGAGCAAAAAUCCCAGAACCACACGGGGGGACCUAGUGAAUGACCUGCAGAGAGCUGGGACCAAAGUAACAAAGCCUACCAUCAGUAACACACUACGCCGCCAGGGACUCAAAUCCUGCAGUGCCAGACUCAACUCGUCGUGUUUGGAGGACAAAGAAUGCUGAGUUGCAUCCAAAGAACACCAUACCUACUGUGAAGCAUGGGGGUGGAAACAUCAUGCUUUGGGGCUGUUUUUCUGCAAAGGGACCCUUCCAUCAGCAAGGGCAUUGAAGAUGAAACGUGGCUGGGUCUUUCAGCAUGACAAUGAUCCCAAACACACCGCUCGGGCAACAAAGGAGUGGCUUCGUAAGAAGCAUUUCAAGGUCCUGGAGUGGCCUAGCCAGUCUCCAGAUCUCAACCCCAUAGAAAAUCUUUCGAGGGAGUUGAAAGUCCGUGUUGCCCAGCGACAGCCCCAAAACAUCACUGCUCUAGAGGAGAUCUGCAUGGAGGAAUGGGCCAAAACACCAGCAACAGUGUGUGAAAACCUUGUGAAGACUUACAGAAAACGUUUGACCUGUGUCAUUGCCAACAAAGGGUAUAUAACAAAGUAUUGAGAAACUUUUGUUAUUGACCAAAUACUUAUUUUCCACCAUAAUUUGCAAAUAAAUUCAUUAAAAAUCCUACAAUGUGAUUUUCUGGAUUUUUUUUUCUCAUUUUGUCUGUCAUAGUUGACAUGUACCUAUGAUGAAAAUUACAGGCCUCUCUCAUCUUUUUAAAUGGGAGAACUUGCACAAUUGGUGGCUGACUAAAUACUUUUUUUCCCCACUGUACAUUUACAUUUACAUCCAUUGUUGUCAUGCCACAUGUUUUCAUUUAUUAUGCUGUAGCCAACUCUUCCAUCGUUGUCAUACCACAUGUUUUCAUGCCAAACAUGACAUGAAACUUGUGCCAUUCACUAUCCCCUCACAUGAUUAACACCCAAAGAAAGUUUUAAUAUAUUGGUUUGCAUCUUGCGUGACUCUGCCAAUGCCCGGGCAAGCUACAUAGUGUACCCUAGCUAAAGUACAUCUUGUGAUUUUGACAAUUUACAUUUAUGUAAAGAUUUCAAGCUUGCUUAAAAUAAUAUCAGCAGGCUAGGGGCAGGUUUGAAAGGAGUGAGUGUGAUCAUGGGUUUAAUUUCUCAAGCAUCCUCCACUGUUUCUGGACUAUGUACAGUGAGGGAAAAAAGUAUUUGAUCCCCUGCUGAUUUUGUACGUUUUCCCACUGACAAAGACAUGAUCAGUCUAUAAUUUUAAUGGUAGGUGUAUUUGAACAGUGAGAGACAGAAUAACAACAACAACAAAAAAACAGAAAAACGCAUGUCAAAAAUGUUAUAAAUUGAUUUGCAUUUUAAUGAGGGAAAUAAGUAUUUGACCCCUCUGCAAAACAUGACUUAGUACUUGGUGGCAAAACCUUUGUUGGCAAUCACAGAGGUCAGACGUUUCUUGUAGUUGGCCACCAGGUUUGCACACAUCUCAGGAGGGAUUUUGUUCCACUCCUCUUUGCAAAUCUUCUCCAAGUCAUUAAGUUUUCAAGGCUGACGUUUGGCAACUCGAACCUUCAGCUCCCUCCACAGAUUUUCUAUGGGAUUAAGGUCUGGAGACUGGCUAGGCCACUCCAGGACCUUAAUGUGCUGCUUCUAGAGCCAUUCCUUUGUUGCCUUGGCCGUGUGUUUUGGGUCAUUGUCAUGCUGGAAUACCCAUCCACGACCCAUUUUCAAUGCCCUGGCUGAGGGAAGGAGGUUCUCACCCAAGAUUUGACGGUACAGGGCCCCGUCCAUCGUCCCUUUGAUGCGGUGAAGUUGUCCUGUCCCCUUAGCAGAAAAACACCCCCAAAGCAUAAUGUUUCCACCUCCAUGUUUGACGGUGGGGAUGGUGUUCUUGGGGUCAUAGGCAGCAUUCCUCCUCCUCCAAACACAGAGAUUUGAAUGGAUGCCAAAGAGCUCGAUUUUGGUCUCAUCUGACCACAACACUUUCACCCAGUACUCCUCUGAAUCAUUCAGAUGUUCAUUGGCAAACAUCAGACGGGCCUGUAUAUGUGCUUUCUUGAGCAGGGGGACCUUGCGGGCGCUGCAGGAUUUCAGUCCUUCACGGCUUAGUGUGUUACCAAUUGUUUUCUUGGUGACUAUGGUCUCAGCUGCCUUGAGAUCAUUGACAAGAUCCUCCCGUGUAGUUCUGGGCUGAUUCCUCACCGUUCUCAUGAUCAUUGCAACUCCACGAGGUGAGAUCUUGCAUGGAGCCCCAGGCCGAGGGAGAUUGACAGUUAUUUUGUGUUUCUUCCAUUUGCGAAUAAUCGCACCAACUGUUGUCACCUUCUCACCAAGCUGCUUGGCGAUGGUCUUGUAGCCCAUUCCAGCCUUGUGUAGGUCUACAAUCUUGUCCCUGACAUCCUUGGAGAGCUCUUUGGUCUUGGCCAUGGUGGAGAGUUUGGAAUUUGAUUGAUUGAUUGCUUCUGUGGACAGGUGUCUUUUAUACAGGUAACAAGCUGAGAUUAGGAGCACUCCCUUUAAGAGUGUGCUCCUAAUCUCAGCUCGUUACCUGUAUAAAAGAGACCUGGGAGCCAGAAAUCUUUCUGAUUGAGAGGGGGUCAAAUACUUAUUUCCCUCAUUAAAAUGCAAAUCAAUUUAUAACAUUUUUGACAUGCAUUUUUCUGGAUUUUUUUGAUGUUAUUCUGUCUCUCAAUGUUCAAAUAAACCUACCAUUAAAAUUAUAGACUGAUCAUUUCUUUGUCAGUGGGCAAACGUACAAAAUCAUCAGGGGAUCAAAUACUUUUUUCCCUCACUGGAUGUUGUAACACAGAACUAAAUGAAGUGAUAUCUGAUCAUCAUAUACAGUCAUGUUGAGCUGUUCAUGUCAUACAAGACCUGGCUUCAAAUAGUUUGUUUUAUUUCAAAUAGUUUGACCAUUUGAUUGAGGCUGUCUGAGUGCCAGCUGGGUGGGACAGCUAUUUAAAGAAUGGCAGCUAUUUGAAAGAAAAACAAUACCAUUGGAAUCCAAUUAUGUCGUCUGUGUCAUACCUGUCUGGCUAGUAGUGGGAAGGCCUUCUCAAGUUCAUCUCUUGGUGUGAUAAUCGACUUUUGAACACAAAUGCUAUUAUUUAUUUUUUUUCACAUAAUUUACAUAUUUAAUGGACUACUUUCCCUACUGCAUCAUAGCUACAUGACCCUAAGCUGUCCAUCUUUCACAUAAUUUAUUCCUCUGUGUAAUUGUUCCUGGACUUUUAUGUAAUCCCUGACUUACAUUCAAUGCGUGUGUGUGUGCAUGUGUUGGGUAAUAUCCUACCCUGUCAUUACAAAGAUCACAGAAUGAAUGACUGCGUCUGGCCAAUGAUUAACUCUACUCUGCUCAUCUCCAUAGUUCUGGAGAGGAAAAUCUCCACAAGGCAAAGUCGAGAGGCGCUGAUAAGACAAGGCGUCCUCAUUCCUGAUCAAGGUGAGAGUUAGGGCGGGAAAAUUAAUGUAAUUAACAGUGUUCAUUUGUUUAUUUUAGGCUGUGAUGACUAAAUAGUAUUGAGCAGAAGUCCCUCCCCCAACCCCCUGUUUCCCGCUGUGGCAUUGUGAUGCCAAAAACCACUCUCACAGGAGCUGCUGUCCUAUACUAACAAUUUACCUGCAGCAACAAGUUUGUGUUUUUAUAACCAGUGGAAAACUCCCUGAUGUUAGUUGUUGCUACGAUGGGGAAGAAACCCAAACUGCAGUACCAUCUAAGUUGUUUGUCCUCCUGGUAGUCACUGAAGAGCAAGAGUAAUGAGGCCCAGGAGAGGACCCUGCUGCUGCCCUCACUAACACCCCCCUCCCUCUGCAUUGUUACAUUACCUCAAAUCUGCAUAAAGGAUGGAAAAUGACAUUUUGUUCUUAAGGGAGUUCAUCUAAUGGUAAAUGUAAAUGUCUCAAGACUUGUAUUCCUCAUGUGUACUGUAUAAUGAGUGGAUGUAGUAAAAUAGCUUCAUGUCAGUUAAAAUGUGCCCCAUAUCACCCCCUGCUAACUGUUCAAUGUUUCCUUUGCACCAGAGGAGCCAGUGAACUCGGAGACUCUAAAUGGCCACUCCACGCUUAGUGUGGGGUCAGAGGAGGUCAAAGUUGACAUAGAGUCUCCUGAAAUGCCUUCGGAGGAGAAGACCGAAGGGUCGGAGAAUGCUGAGGACAAAGCAGGUAUACUGGAAUGCUUAAAACAUGUUUGUCUGCAAGCAGGCCAAAGCUAAAUGAAAUGGCAUGGUCUAAAUCCAUUCAGUGAGCUCCGAUUGAAUAAUGUGUCCACUAGCGUUUCCUAUUUUGGCUUUGACCUCCAAGCAUGAGUCUGAACAGAGCAAUAACCCAUCCACUGAUGGCCAAUAUUACCCUGUUAGACCUGCAGGAGUUUUGCCAUCUGAAGCUUUUAAAGUGUUGUUGUUCCUCAAUUCAAUUUGUACUGGGUUUUCCAUCCCAUAUCCAUGAAGAUGUCUCCAUCGCUGUUAAUCUUUUAGCAGAUGACCAAUCGUCACAAUGCUGCACACUCCAGCAGAAUGUAACCAGACACACCUUCUAUGGUAAAUCCCCUUGAUGCUCGGAUAGAGAAAUGAAAGAGCAGAAAUCCCCUAUUCUGAAGACCUGCAGGUCAAAGGAGGCUGUCACUUCUGCAAUGAUCAAAUUCUUCUGUACUGUACUGAUCAUACCACUGGAGCCAGAGCUCUGGCCUCUUCAGAUCAAUAGGAAGCCACUCCACUGCUCCCCACUUAAGACCAAAGACAAACUGGGAUGACUGGCUAGAUCUCUCUCCAAUGACACAUUCAGAGUGGUUCAGCUGGUCAGUGCAGGUCAGGAAAACCGAUUCAAUUGAGUUCUCAGUUCAUUACAGAGCCAUUUGGUGCCCUGUCAGGGCAGAUACCCAGACUAUGCCUAAUCUACAGUGCCCGGGCACUGAGGGCUCUGCCUGGCAAUGAUGUGCUACUUUAAUGAAUGCAUCGGGAGCUUGGAUGUGACAGCUCGGAUGAGUAAGAAUGUGGAGAGAAAUUCUCCUAUGUUGACCCUAUAAGAUAUUAGUCCAUACUAGAUGGACAUUUGUCUUCUACUUUUUUCCCCUCUGAUAUAAACACACACGUUAGGUUGGAGGUCAGGUCACAUCAAAAUGGUUUGUUAGACCUUUCUUCAUACCUCCAAUAUAAACUGUAACAAUCCUCUUCAAGGUUAGGGGAGUUUGUACAGAAUUGAAGCGGGAGACCGUCACCCAAAAUCACCCUAGAGAGAGUUAUUUUGAACAUGACAGUACCUGUAUGUUGGUUUCUGUGUCCUGGUCCGCCCAGGCCACAGGCGUGGUCGAGGAUAGCAGUGUUCGAUACACGAAUCGGGUUCUCGGUAGGUCCAGGUCCAACAGCCAACAGGUAAGUCUAAACAGUCCAGGUAACACACAGUAAAUCCAGCCAAUAUAUAUAGUCGUGGUCAAAAGUUUUGAGAAUGACACAAGUAUUGGUCUUCACAAAGUUCGCUGCUUCAGUGUUUUUAGAUAUUUUUGUCAGAUGUUACUAUGGUAUACUGAAGUAUAAUUACAAGCAUUCCAUAAGUGUCAAAGGCUUUUAUUGACAAUUACAUUACGUUUAUGCAAAGAGUCAAUAUUUGCAGUGUUGACCCUUCUUUUUCAAGACCUCUGCAAUCUGCCCUGGCAUGCUGUCAAUUAACUUCUGGGCCACAUCCUGACUGAUGGCAGCCCAUUCUUGCAUAAUCAAUGCUUGGAGUUUGUCAGAAUUUGUGGGUUUUUGUUUGUCCACCCGCCUCUUGAGGAAAGGGGAUUCAUCAGAGAAAAUGACUUUACCCCAGUCCUCAGCAGUCCAAUCCCUGUACCUUUUGCAGAACAUCAGUCUGUCCCUGAUGUUUUUCCUGGAGAGAAGUGGCUUCUUUGCUGCCCUUCUUGACACCAGGCCAUCCCCCAAAAGUAUUUGCCUCACUGUGAGUGCAGAUGCACUCACACCUGCCUGCUGCCAUUCCUGAGCAAGCUCUGCACUGGUGGUGCCCCGAUCCCGCAGCUGAAUCAACUUUAGGAGACGGUCCUGGCGCUUGCUGGACUUUCUUGGGCGCCCUGACGCCUUCUUCACAACAAUUGAACCUCUCUCCUUGAAGUUCUUGAUGAUCCGAUAAAUGGUUGAUUUAGGUACAAUCUUACUAGCAGCAAUAUCCUUGCCUGUGAAGCCCUUAUUGUGUAAAGCAAUGCUGAUGGCACGUGUUUCCUUGCAGGUAACCAUGGUUAACAGAGGAAGAACAAUGAUUUCAAGCACCACCCUCCUUUUAAAGCUUCCAGUCUGUUAUUCUCACUCAAUCAGCAUGAUCACAUAAUUUAUCCAGCCUUGUCCUCGUCAACACUCUCACCUGUGUUAACGAGAGAAUCACUGACAUGAUGGCAGCUGGUCCUUUUGUGGUAGGGCUGAAAUGCAGUGGAAAUGUUUUUUGGGGAUUAAGUUCAUUUUCAUGGCAAAGAGGGACUUUGAAUUAAUUGCAAUUCAUCUGAUCACUCUUCAUGUCAUUCUGGAGUAUAUACAAAUUGCCAUCAUCAAAACUGAGGCAGCAGACUUUGUGAAAAUUAGUAUUUGUGUCAUUCUCAAAACUUUUGACCACGACUGUAUAUUGUCACUUUUUUAUUUUUCCGUGUUUCACAGAUCCACAGCCACUUGCUCUCUCCCCCUUCCUAGUUUGUCUUGACCCCUUAUAUGUGGGUCGGCCCCACCUUGCGAGCGUUCCCCUUGCUUCUGGGGAUUGUAGUUUUUGGCGGUCUGCCAUUUUGUGAUCUGUAGUUCUUGUCGGAGUGGCCAUUUUAGUGAGGGCAGAGCCCGUUUAUUAGUUCUGCCCUCACAUAUCUGCCAUUUAACACUCUGCCCUCUUCUUUGCCACAAAACACACACGUUAGGUUGGAGGUAAGGUCACAUCAAAAGGGUUUGUUAGACCUUUCUUCAUACAUUCGAUAUGCACAUAAUGGACCGACUUUACGUUCCCCACGAUUAUUAGCGAGACACAUUUUUCUCCAUGGUCUCUUCUUUCCCCUGAUCAGACGUAAGCCUUCCUAUCCAUCACCCUUGUGUCUGUCUGUCUGUCUCUGUCUGUCUCUAUCUCUGUCUCUGUCUCUGUCUCUGUCUCUGUCUCUGUCUCUGUCUGUCUCUGUCUGUCUCUGUCUGUCUCUGUCUGUCUCUGUCUGUCUGUCUCUGUCUGUCUCUGUCUGUCUCUGUCUCUGUCUCUGUCUCUGUCUGUCUCUGUCUGUCUCUGUCUGUCUCUGUCUGUCUCUGUCUCUGUCUCUGUCUCUGUCUAUGUCUCUGUCUCUGUCUGUCUCUGUCUCUGUCUCUGUCUGUCUGUCUCUGUCUCUGUCUCUGUCUCUGUCUCUGUCUCUGUCUCUGUCUCUGUCUCUGUCUCUGUCUCUGUCUCUGUCUCUGUCUGUCUGUAAAUGCCAGGAGAGGUUGCUCUGCUGCUCCUCCUCUACCCCCCGUAGUGACAAACAAAAAACAAAGCUACCCAAAAGCACAGGCAAGCAAGCUUCCGCUCCGCCCCACAAACAAAACCCUCGAAACAAUUACCGUGGGAGCGGUGAGUAUCAGUGGUGCUGGUUGGUUGGGAGAGAGAAGCCUGUUUGCAUGCAUAAUGUACCCGUCUUCACAUGUGGAAGGCCUUUCUCCGUCCAUCAGUCCAUCCAUCCUUGUCCCCCCUCAGGAAUGAAUGGUAGUAUCCCGCAUGGAGAAUGUACCCAUCUUCACAUGUGGAAGGCCUCCCUCCGUCCAUCAUUCCAUCCAUCCUCAAGAAUGGUCCAUACUAGAAUAGGCUAAGGAUUGACAGUAGUUGAAAGGGUUAAUUUUUCUUGUAGUAAAAAGGGAAGUGAGGAGAGUGUACAGAGAGUUACCAGCAAUUUUUUUUAGACAGCACUUCAAUAAAGACACUGUGUCCCAUUUGUGUUCCCCUUUCUGCCUGCCUGCUGCCUGCUGCCUGCUGCCUUCCUGCUGUCUGCCUGCUGCCUGCUGCCUUCCUGCUGUCUGCCUGCUGCCUUCCUGCUGUCUGCAGCUGCCUGCUGCCUUCCUGCUGUCUGCCUGCUGCCUGCUGCCUUCCUGCUGUCUGCCUGCUGCCUGCUGCCUUCCUGCUGUCUGCCUGCUGCCUGCUGCCUUCCUGCUGUCUGCCUGCUGCCUGCUGCCUUCCUGCUCUCUGCCUGCUGCCUUUCUGCUGUCUGCCUGCUGCCUGCUGCCUGCUGCCUUCCUGCUGUCUGCUGCCUUCCUGCUGUCUGCCUGCUGCCUACUGUCUUCCUGCUGUCUGUCUGCUGUCUGCUGCCUUCCUGCUGUCUGCCUGCUGCCUGCUGCCUUCCUGUUGUCUGCCUGCUGCCUUCCUGCUGUCUGUCUGCUGUGUGCUGCCUUCCUGCUGUCUGCCUGCUGCCUGCUGCCUUCCUGCUGUCUGCCUGCUGCCUGCUGCCUUCCUGCUGUCUGCCUGCUGCCUGCUGCCUUCCUGCUGUCUGCCUGCUGCCUGCUGCCUUCCUGCUCUCUGCCUGCUGCCUUCCUGCUGUCUGCCUGCUGCCUUCCUGCUGUCUGCCUGCUGCCUUCCUGCUGUCUGCCUGCUGCCUACUGUCUUCCUGCUGUCUGUGUGCUGCCUGCUGCCUUCCUGCUGUCUGUCUGCUGUCUGCUGCCUUCCUGCUGCCUUCCUGCUGUCUGCCUGCUGCCUGCUGCCUUCCUGUUGUCUGCCUGCUGCCUUCCUGCUGUCUGUAUGCUGUGUGCUGCCUUCCUGCUGUCUGUCUGCUGUCUGCUGCCUUCCUGCUGUCUGCCUGCUGCCUUCCUGCUGUCUGCCUGCUGCCUUCCUGCUGUCUGCCUGCUGCCUGCUGCCUUCCUGCUAUCUGCCUGCUGCCUUCAUGCUGUCUGCCUGCUGCCUGCUGCCUGCUGCCUUCCUGCUGUCUGCCUGCUGCCUGCUGCCUUCCUGCUGUCUGCCUGCUGCCUAACUCUGAAAAACCCUUGCUCAUAUGGUUUAUUUUUGUCUUUGGUGCAUGAUGAUCUGGUUCAUGGAUCGUUUGGUUUCCUAGGUCCGGUGUGGCCAUGUCGUGUUUGUGUGUGUCUGUGUGUGUGUGUGUGUCUGUGUGUAUGAAAAAUGUAUGCACUCACUAACUGUAAGUCGCUCUGGAUAAGAGCGUCUGCUAAAUGACGUAAAUGUAAAUGUGUGUGAGUGUCUGUCUGUCUGUGUGUCUCUGUCUGUGCACCAGCGUCCGUGCACAUGUCUCAUUUGACCCCACUAGAGUAAACUAUGUUACCCAGAGCCAAUAGUGUUGCAUGUGAUGGGCAUGCCUGCCUAACUUGGUAUUUUAUGAGUUUCUGUGAAGAAAUGCCAGAUUUUGGGUUCUCCAUAUUUCUGUUUCACAUUUACAUUUUAGUAAUUUAGCAGACGCUCUUAUCCAGAGUGACUUACAGUUAGUGAGUGCAUACAUUUUCAUACUGGCCCCCCGUGGAAAACGAACCCACAACCCUGGCGUUGCAAGCGCCAUGCUCUACCAACUGAGCUACAGGGGACCUGUUUUAUGUUCAUUGUUAUCCUCUGGCUAUAAUAAUCUUUGAGUUCACAUUGUUCUCUUGUUGAGUGACAGUAGUUCAUUUGGUUUUGAGUAGCUUCUGUUAUCUACCAAAUGGCUUAUCCACAAUACGGCCUCUAUCCACAAUAUGACCUUUGGAGCACCUUAAAUGAAAUUUGGGGAAAAAAGGCAAACCCAUCAUUCAUUAAAUCAGAUGGCUCAUUCAUCACACUGAUAUUGCCAACUACUUUAAUGAUUUUUUUCAUUGGCAAGAUUAGCAAACUUAGGCGUGACAUGCCAGCAACAAACGCUGACACUACACAUCCAAGUAUAUCAGAAGUAUAUCUGACCAAAUUAUGAAAGACAAGCAUUGUAAUUUUGAAUUCCAUAAAGUGAGUGUGGAAAAGGUGAAGAAAUUAUUAUUGUCGAUCAACAAUGACAUGCCACCGGAGUCUGACAACUUGGAUGGAAAAUUACUGAGGAUAAUAGCGGACGAUAUUGCCACAAUUUAAGCCUACUAGAAAGUUUGUGCCCUCAGGCCUGGAGGGGAAGCAAAAGUCAUUCCGCUACCUAAGAAUAGUAAAGCCCCCUUUACUAGCUCAAAUAGCCAACCAAUCAGCCUGUUACCAACCUUUAGUAAACUUUUGGAAAAAAUUGUGUUUGACCAGAUACAAUGCUAUUUUACAGUAAACAAAUUGACAACAGACUUUCAGCAAGCUUAUAGGGAAGGACAUUCAACAAGCACAGCACUAACACAAAUGACUGAUGAUUGGCUGAGAGAAAUUGAUGAUAAAAAGAUUGUGGGGGCUGUUAGACUUCAGUGCGGCUUUUGACAUUAUCGAUCAUAGUCUGCUGCUGGAAAAACGUAUGUCUUAUGGCUUUACACCCCCUGCUAUAUUGUGGAUAAAGAAUUACCUGUCUAACAGAACACAUAGGGUGUUCUUUAAUGGAAGCCUCUCCAACAUAAUCCAGGUAGAAUCAGGAAUUCCCCAGGGCAGCUGUCUAGGCCCCUUACUUUUUUAGUUUUUUAAAUCUUUACUAACGACAUGCCAUUGGCUUUGAGUAAAGCCAGUGUGUCUAUGUAUGCAGAUGACUCAACACUAUAUAUACGUCAGCUACUACAGCGACUGAAAUGACUGCAACACUUAACAAAGAGCUGCAGUUAGUUUCAGAAUGGGUGGCAAAGAAUAAGUUAGUCCUAAAUAUUUCAAAAACUAAAAGCAUUGUAUUUAGGACAAAUCAUUCACUAAACCUUAAACCUCAACUAAAUCUUGUAAUGAAUAAUGUGGAAAUUGAGCAAGUUGAGGUGACUAAACUGCUUGGAGUAACCCUGGAUUGUAAACUGACAUGGUCAGAACAUAUUUAUACAACAGUAGCUAAGAUGGGGAGAAGUCUGUUCAUAAUAAAGCACAGCUCUGCCUUCUUAACAACACUAUAAACAAGGCAGGUCCUACAGGCCUUAGUUUUGUCGCACCUGGACUACUGUUCAGUCGAGUGGUCAGGUGCCACAAAGAGGGACUUAGGAAAAUUGCAAUGGGCUCAGAACAGGGCAGCACGGCUGGCCCUUAGAUGUACACAGAGAGCUAACAUUAAUAAUAUGCAUGUCAAUCUCUCCUGGCUCAAAGUGGAGGAGAGAUUGACUUCAUCACUACUUGUAUUUGUGAGAGAUAUUGACAUGUUGAAUACACUGAGCUGUCUGUUUGAACUACUGGCACACAGCUCAGACACCCAUGCAUACCCAACAAGACAUGCCACCAGAGGUCUCUUCACAGUCCCCAAGUCCAGAACAGACUAUGGGAGGUGCACAGUACUACAUAGAGCCAUGACUACAUGGAACUCUAUUCCACAUCAAGUAACUCAUGCAAGCAGUAAAAUUUGAUAUAAAAAUACACCUUAUGGAACAGCGGGGACUGUGAAGUAACAAAAACAUAGGCACAGACGCAUGCAUACACACACGAUAACAUACGCUCUUUUAAUGUGUUGUGAAAUCUGUUGUGAAUGUGUUGUAAUGUUUUUAAAAUUCUAUAACUGCCUAAACUUUGCUGGACCCCAGGAAGAGUAGCUGCUGCCUUGGCAGGAACUAAUGGGGAUCCAUAAUAAAUACAAAUACCUCUAUCCACAAUACGACCACUAUGCACAAUACGACAUCUAUCCACAAUACGAUCUCUAUCCACAAUACAAUCUCUAUCCACAAUACGACCUCUAUCCACAAUACGACCUCUAUCCACAAUACGAUCUCUAUCCACAAUACGACCUCUAUCCACAAUAUGAUCUCUAUCCACAAUACGAUCUCUAUCCACAAUACGACCUCUAUCCACAAUACGACCUCUAUCCACAAUACAACCUCUAUCCACAAUACGACCUCUAUCCACAAUACGACCUCUAUCCACAAUAGUACCGCUUUCACAGCCACUAAUAAUCUCUUACCCUGACCCUGGCAGUGCCCCCACUCUCCGAGGGUGUCUCAGGGAGAGUUGGGAUAUGCAAAAAACUAUUGCUUUUAAUCCACCAAAUAUUAUUAUUAUUUUACUCUUCUAAUUCCAUCACAUGACCACAACAUUCUAUAAAACGUAUAUAUACAGUGGGGGAAAAAAGUAUUUAGUCAGCCACCAAUUGUGCAAGUUCUUCCACUUAAAAAGAUGAGAGAGGCCUGUAAUUUUCAUCAUAGGUACACGUCAACUAUGACAGACAAAAUGAGGAAAAAAAUCAAGAAAAUCACAUUGUAGGAUUUUUUAUGAAUUUAUUUGCAAAUUAUGGUGGAAAAUAAGUAUUUGGUCAAUAACAAAAGUUUCUCAAUACUUUGUUAUAUACCCUUUGUUGGCAAUGACACAGGUCAAACGUUUUCUGUAAGUCUUCACAAGGUUUUCACACACUGUUGCUGGUAUUUUGGCCCAUUCCUCCAUGCAGAUGUCCUCUAGAGCAGUGAUGUUUUGGGGCUGUCGCUGGGCAACACAGACUUUCAACUCCCUCCAAAGAUUUUCUAUGGGGUUGAGAUCUGGAGACUGGCUAAGCCACUCCAGGACCUUGAAAUGCUUCUUACGAAGCCACUCCUUCGUUGCCCGGGCGGUGUGUUUGGGAUCAUUGUCAUGCUGAAAGACCCAGCCACGUUUCAUCUUCAAUGCCCUUGCUGAUGGAAGGAGGUUUUCACUCAAGAUCUCACGAUACAUGGCCCCAUUCAUUCUUUCCUUUACACGGAUCAGUUGUCCUGGUCCCUUUGCAGAAAAACAGCCCCAAAGCAUGAUGUUUCCACCCCCAUGCUUCACAGUAGGUAUGGUGUUCUUUGGAUGCAACUCAGCAUUCUUUGUCCUCCAAACACGACGAGUUGAGUUUUUACCAAAAAGUUAUAUUAUGGUUUCAUCUGACCAUAUGACAUUCUCCAAAUCCUCUUCUGGAUCAUCCAAAUGCACUCUAGCAAACUUCAGACGGGCCUGGACAUGUACUGGCUUAAGCAGGGGGACACGUCUGGCACUGCAGGAUUUGAGUCCCUGGCGGCGUAGUGUGUUACUGAUGGUAGGCUUUGUUACUUUGGUCCCAGCUCUCUGCAGGUCAUUCACUAGGUACCCCCGUGUGGUUCUGGGAUUUUUGCUCACCGUUCUUGUGAUCAUUUUGACCCCACGGGGUGAGAUCUUGCGUGGAGCUCCAGAUCGAGGGAGAUUAUCAGUGGUCUUGUAUGUCUUCCAUUUCCUAAUAAUUGCUACCACAGUUGAUUUCUUCAAACCAAGCUGCUUACCUAUUGCAGAUUCAGUCUUCCCAGCCUGGUGCAGGUCUACAAUUUUGUUUCUGGUGUCCUUUGACAGCUCUUUGGUCUUGGCCAUAGUGGAGUUUGGAGUGUGACUGUUUGAGGUUGUAGACAGGUGUCUUUUAUACUGAUAACAAGUUCAAACUGGUGCCAUUAAUACAGGUAACGAGUGGAGGACAGAGGAGCCUCUUAAAGAAGAAGUUACAGGUCUGUGAGAGCCAGAAAUCUUGCUUGUUUGUAGGUGACCAAAUACUUAUUUUCCACCAUAAUUUGCAAAUAAAUUCAUUAAAAAUCCUACAAUGUGAUUUUCUGGAUAUUUUUUUCUCAAUUUGUCUGUCAUAGUUGACUUGUACCUAUGAUGAAAAUUACAGGCCUCUCUCAUCUUUUUAAGUGGGAGAACUUGCACAAUUGGUGGCUGACUAAAUACUUUUUUCCCCACUGUAUAUAUUUUUUUAUAUCAUUGACUGUUAAUGUUCCAGAUUUAGACAAAAGGCUCAUGUUCAUCUGAAGUCCCUGGGCUCGUCAUUUAAAAUGACAGCGCAAACAAAAAUGCAUAAAAUACAACAGGACAUCAGCCAGUUUUUGCCGUUGUUUAACAUAAAUCUAAUGAAGUUCCCUCUCCUCUUAGCCAAGUCCUCUCAUCCUAAGAAAGCUGGAGGCACAUCCAAGAGCACGGCCCAGUCCUCAUCCUCUUCAUCGUCCACACCGUGUACCACAAAGAUCUCCAAGGACAGGCCUGCCAACCCAACCGGGACAGAGAAGACCAACAAACGCAUCCUCCAACUAGCAACUGACCCUUCCAGCUUCUCUGGAGCCCCAAAGGCAUCCCCAGACACAGACAACCUAUCAGGGGAGAGACGGCUCACGGGCCCUGGGGAUGGGAACGAUGGGGUUAAGAAGGAUCCCUCUUCUGGCCCAGAGGGCAGGCCUGCUGCUCAGGAAGACUCCUCUCUGCCUGGGGUGGAUAAAGACAAUGCCUCAGGAGCUGGCCCUCAGGACCCUGGGGAGAAAGCCCCCCUGGUCAACAACACCAAUGAGGACACUUCCUUCACUGAGUCUCAAAGCGAGAGCUCCACGGAGGAAGCCCUGGGGACUUGGGAAGAUGGAGGAGGUGACCAUGAGUCGGGGGACGCAGACCAUGACUUAGAGAAAAAUCUGAGGUAUGUAUCUAGUGCAGAAAAGCCUCAUUAUGGGGUUUCAGACAGAGAAAAAACUGCACAGAAAAUGUUAUUGUUGAGCAAUGCCACACAGCCACUUCAUAAGGGUAUUAACAACAUAAUUAGAAUAACAUUUAUAUUGCAGAUUCAGAAGACAGCACAGCAGUGUAAAAAGCUAUCCUGUGUGGAACAUUGUACUGUAUAAUUUACCAAUAUACACUUAUUCUCCCAGAGAAGCUGGAUAAUUUCCCAGGGGGCAUUGCACUUGGUCAUCUGUUCAACAGUAAGGUCAAACCAAAGGUCAAAAUCUAUAAAUGUACAGUACUCCACCUUAUAGUCACUACCACUCUCAGUAUGCCUUCUAAAAUCAGUUGUUUCUUAGUUCUACUAUGUGCUGUAUUCUUAGAUGGCUCCUCAUUGCUAAACUUUGGGAACACCUGCUGUAAGUCACAGAACCCUGUCUGUGUUGUAGGCCUUCAACCACUGGAAAGAGGAUAGUUUAUCUUGCAUGAUGCCAGGUUCAUGAGGAAAAGCCUGUUGGGAAAGAAAGGCCUGUUUUCCCCAGCGUUUUGGUCUAUACACCCUUCAUCUGAAAUUUUUUUGCGACAUUUUCCAUUAUGCAACAAGGACAACAAUGGCCAUGAUAAAUCAAUCAAUAGACAAGAAUCAAUCAGGUAAGAACACUUUAUCCGAGUUUUGAUGAUGUGAUUCCAGGCCUAUCAAUGGGAUUGGUGAGAAGCUCCACAGUGUUAACCUGGAGAGCCCAGAGGUUACAGUCAUCCCAGACAGCACUAUGGAGUCUGACUACCACUCCACAGUCAGCGACUCCGACUCAGAUGGGCCCAUCCUCUACCGAGACGACGAAGAGGAAGAGGAAGAGGAGGACGAGUAUACCACAAGUAAGGAAUCCGUCGCAGAUAUAGAAGCUUACAGCAAAUUGUAUUCUAGCCUUUAGUCAGUCAGUCAGUCUUCAUGUAUGCUGUCCAGCCUUUGCAACAAAUUAAUCCAUAGCCACUCGUGCAUUCACUGCAAAAUCUAAGCAAGCCUAAAUAUCUUAAAUUGAGGGAUAAUUCACUUAAAAUAUGUGUUUUUUUCUUUCUUACCAAGCUAAAUUAUCUCACGGCAGAUGAUUUUGCUUAUUUUAUUUUAUUAACCAAGAUAUUUGAAUCGUCUUAAGGUAAAAUAUAUAUAUUUUUUAAUUUUGCUUAUUUUAAUCAACAACAAAAAAUUAUCUGCGAAUGACGUGAGAUAAUUUAGCUUGGUAAAAUGUUUUAUAUAUAUUUUAAGUGAAUUAUCCCUGAAUAUAAGAUAUUUAGGCUGUUUCACUUUUUGCAGUGCUAGAAAUAAGGAAAACACCCUUGAAACUACAAACAUGGACUAGAAACAAGGACUAGAAACAUGGACUAGAAACAAGGACUACAAACAACCAAAACACUGUUGAAAACAAUGUCACUUCUUGUGUUUCUUUCUGGGAGGUUUUAUAUGUACUAUUAUAUAUACUGCACAGAACACUUUCCUACAGUAUAAAACUGGGGGGCUAGCUGGAUUUACAUGAUAAUUAUUGGUUUUGUAGGCUCUCUAGCCAGUAAGAUCCGCCGCAGGGACACCCUGGCCAUCAGACUGGGCAACCGGCCCAGCAAGAGAGAGCUGGAGGAGAAGAACAUCCUGCCUCGUACCUCUGAGACCGAGAGGCAGGAACUUCGCCAGCAGAUUCACUCCAAGCUAGUG
This is a messenger RNA of Coregonus sp. 'balchen', 17066 nucleotides long. The record is from the annotation of a GenBank genome assembly. Lineage: Eukaryota; Metazoa; Chordata; Actinopteri; Salmoniformes; Salmonidae.